Trichomycterus rosablanca is the source of this 3794-nucleotide messenger RNA. RefSeq names its product mannose-6-phosphate receptor (cation dependent) (gene m6pr). Gene Ontology annotation, biological process: protein targeting to lysosome. NCBI's taxonomy places the organism in Eukaryota, Metazoa, Chordata, Actinopteri, Siluriformes, Trichomycteridae. The transcript has 7 exons. Gene Ontology annotation, molecular function: protein domain specific binding. The coding region runs from base 207 to 1013 and encodes 268 amino acids. The record is from RefSeq and is a predicted model, not a curated record. Gene Ontology annotation, cellular component: Golgi apparatus; trans-Golgi network; endosome.
GUGCAUGUAUCAUGAGACUCGUGUUGACUUGAUGAGGGUUUAUUUGGAGUUUAAUAAGCGAUAUUUCUUCUGCUUCUUGGAUGUGCAGGUGGAAUAUGUGCUGAUGGUUUAACAGAUGUUCUAUUAUCGGCUGCUUUGAGAAGAGGAAGUUGCUAAGCUACCUGAAAUCACCUGGUUAGAUUCCUGCUGGUGGAACGAUCUCGAUCAUGGCCGCAGCCCUGUGUUGGAGAACGCUCACGUUCCUGAGCGUGCUGGUCGCCGGAACACUCUCCAGCGAAAACACGAAGCGGUGCAAACUGAUGACCGAGAGUCCGUCCGAGAGACAAGUGCUCAGCCUCCUGGAGCCUCUCACUAAUCAGAACUUCUCGUUUGAGGACAGUAACCAUAAGGAGACCUACACCUACGUCUUCCAGGUGUGUGGCGACGCCGACGGGAUGAAGGACGCCGGACUGGUGCAGAGCAACAAGGACGGCACUCAAGUCCGCAUCGGAAACUAUACGUCAGCGCAGGCUAUCAAGGGAUCUGACUGGGUGAUGCUGAUCUAUACCGGCGGGACUAAAUAUCAUGAACAUUGCUCAGGAGAGGAGAGGCGAGCCAUCAUCAUGAUCUCCUGUGAUAGAACUAAAGCCUCGACCCCCCUGUCAGCGGUGCUGGAGAACAGAGAAAGAGACAAACAGUGUUUUUAUUUGUUCGAGAUGGAUUCCAGCGCAGUGUGUCCUGUUAUUGAAUCGAAACUCAGCAUCGGCUCGAUACUUCUCAUUGUUGGCAUCUGCUGCUUGGCCGUGUACCUGAUCGGUGGAGCUCUCUACCAGCGACUGGUCCUGGGAGCGAAGGGCGUCGAGCAGUUUCCACACUACACGUUUUGGUCGGAGAUCGGAAACCUCUCAGCCGACGGAUGCGACUUUGUGUGCCGUUCCCGAGGCAGCAGACAGGAAGCGCCCGCCUACAGGGGUGUCACCACCGAACCGUUGGAGGAGCCGGAGGAGCGAGACGAUCACUUACUUCCCAUGUGAUCGGAUUAAGAAGCCCUGAGCCGCCCGGGUGUGGAUGCAGGUCGGGGGGGGGGGCUCGGGAAACGAACCAUACGCACUUAUUCUUAUGCAUUUAUAUAAUACUGCUCGAGAAGAUUUCAAAAUAAACAUAUAGGUUCCAUACGCAUCAUCAUAUUAUUAAAUUACGUGUAGAAUUGUCACUCACGAGUAAAUAUUUGGUUUGUUUUCAGCUUUAUACGGGAGUUCUGUGCUCAGAUUAGAAUCCGACUAUGAUUUAUUUAUUUAUUUAGCUCCAAAGAUGCACUUCUUAUGCAUUUCCCCCUAAUUUAGUCAUAUCCGAUUCCCCAGUCGGCACGUGUGCAGCACUGAAUGCGCUAACAGAGAGUCACACACUGAUCUCCAUCAUCCCCGGUCUAUGUGCAGUACCAUCGAUCAGCCAGCAGAGGUCGUAACUGCAGCACUUAUGAUGAGCCCUCUCAGACGCUCCCACCCUAGGAUGAGUCGAUCCUCGUCUGUAUAGGCGCCCGGCCGGCCGAUAGCAGAGCUGAGAUUCGAACCUCGAUAGGUCACCGUCUGUGAUGAAUUUUGGCAUGUUCUUCCCAUGAUACCGCUCUGAAUUGUGAUGCCCUACGAUCUAUUGGUGCCCUUGGAUUUUCGUGUUGGCACCGGACCCACCGCUACCCCGGCCUGAUCAGGAUCAUUAAUUCUCUUCCUAACACUUGGGGUCUGUCCGAAAUUCUAGUGACCCGCCCUGCUGCCUCAGUAGGAGCAUUUUAAGGGAUCUAAGAAUUUAGACACGCCCUCUUCUCUGGAGUGUAGAAUGAUAGGGUUACCUUGUAUGUUUGCUCAUUGGUUGUUUUUUUAAUCACACCUAACAGAAUACAAUGACUGACUGUAGCCCGUCUGUGGCUUUGUACACUUUAUUCUCCUUCAAUCUCUGUGUGGUUCCCACUGACCGGGCGUUGUUUGUAUAUUUAAACACCUGCUUUAUCAGACACACACACACACACACACACACACACCCUGUAUGGUCAGUGUGUGUACAUUGUACUUCCGGGUACUCUUCAUUUUCCUUCAGUGUUUUUGUAUUGCAGUGCUUUGGCAGUGCCAGUGGUAGCCCCACCACUGCCAAGUUGCCACUGUUGGGCCCCUAAGCAAGGCCCUUAAUCCUCAGUUGCUCAAACUGUUACAGUCAUAACUGUAAGUGGCUUUGAAUAAAAAACGACUAAAUGAUUUAAAUGAUCCGCCAUCCUAAUAUCGGUUGGUCAGUGGGGGUCAGAUAGGGUUAAUAAAGUGCACAAAGCAACAAAACAAGUUACAGUUAGUAACUGUAUAACCACAAAGUGUAUAAACUGCCUGAUUGAGUAAGUAAGGUUAGUGAGUGACUGAGUGAAUAAAUGUGUGAAUGAGUGACUGGGUGAAUGAGUGGGUGAGCGACUGGGUGAAUGAGUGGUUGAGUUACUGGGUAAAUAAGUGGCUGAAUGAAUGGGUGAAUGAGUGGCUGAAUGAAUGGGUGUAUGAAUGAGUGGCUGAAUGAAUGGGUGUAUGAAUGAGUGGAUGAAUGAAUGGGUAAAUAAGUGGCUGAAUGAAUGAAUGGGUGAAUGAAUGGAUGAAUGAAUGAAUGGAUGAAUGAAUGGGUAAAUAAGUGGCUGAAUGAAUGAAUGGGUGAAUGAGUGGAUGAAUGAAUGGGUAAAUAAGUGGCUGAAUGAAUGAAUGGGUGAAUGAAUGGGUAAAUAAGUGGCUGAAUGAAUGAAUGGAUGAAUACGUUUGUGAAUGAAUGGGUAACAGUGGUAGAAUGAGUGGGUGAAUGCGUGGAUGAGUGACUGGGUGAAUGAGUGGUUGAAUGAUUGGGUUAGGUCAGUGAGGUGAAUGAAUGAAUGAAUGAGAUAGAGAGAGAGAGAGAUUUAGGUAAUGCUGUGUUAUAAUGUUAUAAUACAUUUAUUCAGGCUGUAUUUCUACCAGACCCACUGUAACCCUGAAUGAGUGAUUACUGUAGAUGAAUGAGUGAUUACUGUAGAUGAAUGAGUGAUUACUGUAGAUGAAUGAGUGACCCAUGGCGAUCAUGGUGAUCAGAUGUACUACUACUUGAAUGAUUUUUUGUAUUUAAUAGUGAACUGCCGGAUCGUACCGUCGCCCCUCUGGACUCUUUAUUACCUGAUUUAAAAAGGGAAGGAUGGAUUAUAUAAAUAAAUAAAUACUUUAUUUUAAAUACUGUACACAGUAAACAACAAUAGAAGAUUAUUUGCUGAUGUUUGAUUAACUGGUGAGACAUUUUCUUGUAUUAAAAACACUGUAAGUGAAAAUUCUGAGUGGAAUCUAUAUACUGACCUGUACGUUUAUUUUAAGUAUUUCAUUCAUUCUUAGUUUUGUUUUAGUUUUUUCCGAGUUAAAAGCUUAGUAUAUGUUUGCUUCACUGCGAUUUCUGGAAUAAAAUGGGUUCAUUUAAAUGGUGAUAUGAGAUUAAUUUCUAAAACGAGGGUUUAACCAGACGUGUUACUAUGUUAUUGCUCAUUUUGUUUAAACAAUAUUUAAAGUUAAAGACCUGGGUCUAUUUUUUGUCUGUAUUUUUUUUAAAUCCAUGCUUUAAUAAUAAAUUCUCUAGACAGGGAAAGUGUGUGACAGAUAUUAAGUCACAACACCCAGAAAAAUUUAAACGCUGGUGAGACUCAGGAUCCUGAUCAUUAAAACUGACUAAAGUUAUAAGCAGUUCUGCUUUUUUCCUCUUUUUUUUUGGUGUAUUAUGUGAAAAAAAAGCUCUGCUUGCGGUGGAAAGAUUGAAAUAAAGAGUUUUAAUGCAUAAAA